Mizuhopecten yessoensis (Yesso scallop) is the source of this 1707-nucleotide messenger RNA. RefSeq lists its product as uncharacterized. The record is from RefSeq and is a predicted model, not a curated record. Gene Ontology annotation, biological process: iron ion transport. Lineage: Eukaryota; Metazoa; Mollusca; Bivalvia; Pectinida; Pectinidae. The transcript has 11 exons. Bases 1 to 1707 code for a protein of 568 amino acids. Gene Ontology annotation, molecular function: copper ion binding; oxidoreductase activity. Gene Ontology annotation, cellular component: plasma membrane.
AUGUGCAGACGAGUGAUUGGGCAACCCCCACCGACAAUACCUACACAGUCAUCUACCAGUAUUAGGGAAGGGAAUGGGCAACCCCCACCGACAAUACCUACACAGUCAUAUACCAGUAUUAGGGAAUGGAAUGGGCAACCCCCACCGAAAAUACCUACACAGUCAUCUACCAGUAUUAGGGAAGGGAAUGGGCAACCCCCACCGACAAUACCUACACAGUCAUCUACCAGUAUUAGGGAAGGGAAAUGGUCAAAAAAAUGGCUUGUCGAUUUCAAUCCUAAUUUGGAAACUGUGUUAUUGACCGAUGGCCAGUACAAAUUGAUCUACACCAUCAAUGGUCAGUACCCUGGACCGUCCAUCGUGGUUUAUCAAGGACAGCAGGUGGAGGUGGUAGUGAAAAACAGGCUGAUGUCGGAGGGAGUUACGAUACACUGGCAUGGCCUCAUACAGUGGGGCACGCCCUGGAUGGACGGUGUUGGGUCUCUGUCACACUGUCCUAUCAACCCCGAGCAAACCUUUACAUAUAGUUUUUUGGCUGAGCCCAGUGGAACUCAUUGGCAUCACUCUCAUCAUGGAGCGCAGAGGACGGAGGGACUAACAGGUGCAUUGGUAGUCCUCGAGAGAAAGGAGGAAGAAGAAAAUGAGAUGGUGGACGUGUGUAAACACUUGCUUGUUUUGACGCUGUCCAGUGGGAUAGCCAACCCUAACUCAUGGCUGGUGUUUUUCCGUGGAUUCGAUGCAGACCAGUGUUUUGUGCCAUAUGCUGGAGCUAAUCAGGAGAAUGUUGGAUUUCAUCCCUUUGAAUCUAUACUCAUGAAUGGGAAGGGAAACACAUUUUUGACAAAUAUGACUGCAGACAGCGAACAAUGGACAGUUGAGACUUUCAAUGUGACAGCUAAUGAUAAGUACAGAUUCCGGGUGAUCAGCGCUACAAUGGUUUACCCAUUACAGGUGUCCGUCGAUCAGUUGCUACCUAGUGGUAAUGACACACACGUUCCCUGUAUUGAUGCAGAAUGUCAGGAUAUAUGUGACUGUACCAAUAUCGUCAAGUUGGCCAUCAACGAUACCAUUCAACUAGUUCUCCUCAAUAUGAAUAACAACAGAAAUGGUCUGGCUCAUGGAAUUCAUAUACAUGGGCAUCAUGUUCACGUCAUAAAAGUAGGCUAUCCUAAAUACAACACCGAUUCUACUGGACCUAUCACUCAGCAGAAUGCUGACAUUCUGUUCGAUACGCCAAUCUGGUUUUGGUUCAUGCACUGCCAUAUGGAACCCCACGCAAUAACAGGGAUGGCACUCAUUCUACAAGAGGGAGAAACUGGACAGAUGCCAACCCCUCCAUCAGGACUACAAGGAUGUGGUAACUUUUUCUCACUAGGUGCUUCGACAAAUCUUCUGAAAGGGAAUAGCCUACUCAACACCUUAUCAUCAGACCAAAUUCCAGCCUCCGACAGCAUGCCUUAUGGACAUUGGGACCAUUUCAAGGUGAAGGAGCCUAGCUACAUCGCGGUGAUUUGUAUACUGUGUGUAUUAAACAUCACUAGCCUGGCUGUUUUGUACAUGAAAGUCAAGUACUCCGAUAAGAUCAGUAACAUCGAGGCAGUCAAGCUCCACCGGCGGAUAGAAGUCAACGAACGAACAGAACCAGAGACAUUUGUGAACCAUGUUUACAUGAACAAAGACGACAAACAUUCUUACGCCCGUAUAUAA